AUGGCGUCUGAGAAAGGAAUUGACUUAGCUGGCGUUAAUGCUGUUCGGGCGUCCGGGUCAGAGAGUGAUAGUGACAAUGCGGCGACAGCUGAUCUCUUCCUGAAUGCAAAGGCGGCAACGGAUAAGGAGCACAAAAUGACGCUGCUACAGGGGAUAAGGCUCUAUCCAAAGGCGGUCGCAUGGAGCAUUUUGAUUUCCACCAGUAUUGUCAUGGAAGGGUACGAUAUCAGCCUGAUAAGCAACUUCUACGCUUUCAAGCAAUUCAAUGAAAAGUUUGGAGUACAAUUGGAAGAUGGUUCCUAUCAAGUUCCAGCACCAUGGCAAGCUGGCCUCAGUAACGGUGCUGCUGUUGGAGAGAUAUUCGGGCUAUUCCUGAACGGAUGGUUCUCGGAACGUUUUGGUUAUCGUUGGACGAUACUGGGAUCCCUCGCUUGGUUGGCUGCCUUUAUUUCGCUCUUCUUCACUGCGCAAAAUGUACAAACUCUCCUUGCCGGUGAAAUUCUGUGUGGUCUUCCGUGGGGCGUAUUCCAGACUCUGACAAUCACCUAUGCCUCUGAGGUGUGCCCUGUUGCGUUGCGUGGUUAUCUAACGACGUAUGUCAACUUUUGCUGGGGUCUUGGGCAGUUUAUCGGUAUUGGAGUGAUUAGGUCAAUGUUAAAUCGAGAAGACGAAUGGUCUUUCAGAAUACCUUAUGCGCUACAGUGGAUGUGGCCACUACCGCUUGCAAUUGCAAUCUACAUGGCCCCGGAAUCGCCAUGGUGGUUGGUUAGGAAAGGCCGCAUCGCAGAUGCCAAACGCUCUCUUCUCCGGCUGACUAGUCGGAAUGAUGAGACGGGUUUUAACGCUGACGAGACCAUAGCCAUGAUGCUUCAUACAACCGCGUUAGAGGCUAACAUUACACGUGGAGCCACCUACUGGGACUGUUUCAAGGGAACAGACCUUCGGCGAACGGAAAUCGUAUGCAUGGCCUGGGCGAUGCAGAAUCUUAGCGGAAACUCCUUCUCUAAUUAUUCAACCUAUUUCCUAGAACAGGCAGGAUUAUCACCUUCGCAUGCUUAUUCGUUUGCUAUGGGACAAUACGCAAUUAACAUGGUUGGGGUCUUUGGUGCUUGGAGCCUAAUGACUCUAGGGAUUGGCCGGAGAACUCUCUAUCUUGCCGGGUUAUGUGGGCUCUGCGCUAUGCUGAUGGUUAUGGGCUUUCUCGGCCUGGUGCCACAGUCACACAGAAACGCGGGAUCCCUUGCUACUGGGAGCAUGAUGAUAGUCUGGGCUCUGAUCUACCAGCUCUCCGUCGGCACAGUCUGCUAUUCCCUCGUCUCGGAGCUCUCAACCCGAAGACUACAAAUAAAGACUGUCGUGCUAGGCCGAAACUUGUACAACAUUGUCGCCAUUAUCUGUAAUGUUUUGACCCCGUUCAUGGUCAAUCCUAGUGCCUGGAACUGGGGUAAUUAUGCUGGCUUCUUCUGGGGGGGUGUCUGCUUCUGCUGUGUCGUCUAUACCUUUUUCCGUCUACCUGAACCACAGGGUCGUUCUUUUGCAGAGUUAGACGUCCUAUUUGAGCGUAAGAUUAGUGCUAGGAAAUUUGCAUCUACCCAGGUUGAUGUUUUCAACGAGGAGGUGGCAGCCAAUGUCAUCGACGCCUAUAAAGAGAAAGACUCAGGACACGCUGUGCCAUAG
Molecule: messenger RNA, 1677 nt
Organism: Microsporum canis CBS 113480
Lineage: Eukaryota; Fungi; Ascomycota; Eurotiomycetes; Onygenales; Arthrodermataceae
Product: trehalose transporter
Exons: 2
Coding region: 1-1677 (558 amino acids)
Biological process (GO): carbohydrate transport; transmembrane transport
Cellular component (GO): membrane
Molecular function (GO): carbohydrate:proton symporter activity
Source: RefSeq, a predicted model, not a curated record